AUGCCUCCGCUCGGCCAUCCCUUGCGGGCAAGAGCCAUCGGGCUGUACAAGGAGCUCCAUCGACUGGGAAGGGAAUAUCCGGAUCCCAAGUACAACUUCUUGGGCAAGCUGCGCAGCAUGUUUGCCAAAAACGCUCAUCUGACCGACGACAAGGAGAUCAAGGCCAAGCUCGACCUGGCCGAAUUCGUCAAAAAGGAGACCGAGACAUUGUACUCGCUGAAGAAGUAUCGUACAAUGCGUCGUCGUUACGUUCAGGACUAG
Moesziomyces antarcticus is the source of this 261-nucleotide messenger RNA. RefSeq names its product lyr motif-containing protein 5. Gene Ontology annotation, biological process: respiratory electron transport chain. The coding region runs from base 1 to 261 and encodes 86 amino acids. The transcript has 3 exons. The record is from RefSeq and is a predicted model, not a curated record. NCBI's taxonomy places the organism in Eukaryota, Fungi, Basidiomycota, Ustilaginomycetes, Ustilaginales, Ustilaginaceae. Gene Ontology annotation, cellular component: mitochondrion.